UGUCUGGUCCCGGCAGGAUGAGACUCCCGGCCUGGCUGCCGCCGCUAUGGCUCCUACCCCUAUGGCUUUUGUUGUCGCCGCGAGCGAACGGCCUCCGAGGCCGAGAGCCCGGCCGUCUGAGGGCCUUCGUGGUGCCUCACAGCCACAUGGACGUGGGCUGGGUCUACACCGUCCAGGAGAGCAUGCAAGCCUAUGCAGCCAAUGUCUACACUUCUGUGACGGAGGAACUAAGCAGAGGGAAGCAGCGCAAAUUUAUUGCUGUUGAACAAGAAUUCUUCCGGCUCUGGUGGAGCACAGUGGCCACAGACACCCAGAAACAGCAGGUCCAUCAGUUAGUGAAAGAAGGACGACUGGAAUUUAUUAUCGGAGGCCAGGUAAUGCACGACGAAGCAGUGACCCACAUUGAUGAUCAGAUUUUACAAUUAACAGAAGGACAUGGCUUCUUGUAUGAAACUUUUGGGGUGAGACCUCAGUUCUCCUGGCACGUCGAUCCCUUUGGAGCCUCCGCCGCCACGCCGACCUUGUUCUCCCUGGCCGGCUUCAACGCCCACCUCAUUUCCCGGAUUGACUAUGACCUAAAAGAGGACAUGCAGAAAGCCAAGAAGCUGCAGUUUGUGUGGCGAGGGUCUCCCUCUCUGGCUGAAAGUCAGGAAAUCUUCACUCAUGUUAUGGACCAAUACAGCUACUGCACCCCUUCCUCCCUCCCUUUUUCUAACAGGUCAGGUUUUUAUUGGAAUGGAAUUGCAGUUUUCCCCAACCCUCCAGGAGACGGAGUUUACCCCAACAUGAGUGUGCCAGUGACAGAUGCCAGCCUCAGGCUCUAUGCCCAAACCAUGGUGGCCAACAUCAAGGAGAGGGCAGCCUGGUUCAGGACCCAGGAUGUGCUUUGGCCAUGGGGUUGUGACAAGCAGUUCUUUAACUCAUCGGUCCAGUUCGCCAACAUGGAUCCGCUUCUGGCCUAUAUUAAUAACCACUCUGAGGAGUUCGGUGUCACUGUGGAAUACGCCACCGUGGGUGAUUACUUCCGGGCCCUUCAUGAUCGAGAUGUCACCUGGAGCACACGGAACGAGCAGGACUUUCUUCCCUAUUCAUCAGAGCCAUUCCAGAGCUGGACUGGAUUUUAUACGUCCCGUAGCUCACUGAAAGGGAUUGCCCGGAGAGCAAGCUCCCUUCUUUAUGCCGGAGAGUCCAUGUUCACCCAGUAUGUUCGGAAGAAGCCCCAAGGUGCUCUGUCUACAGCUGAGUCCUUGGAGCAGCUGCAGCAGCUUCGGUGGGCCGUUGCAGAGGUUCAACAUCACGAUGGCAUAACAGGGACAGAGUCCCCCAAGGUGAACGAUAUGUACCUGAACAACCUAAUGGAAGGAAUGUUUGCUGUGAAGAAGCUAAUGGUCUCCAUCAUUUCUGACAUAUUCCGGGCAGAGAAGAAAGAAGAGCCAGCCAAGCCAGGCUCCGAGGUGGAACCCUGUGCUGUUGUCUAUAACCCCCUGGCCUGGACCAUCACCACCUUUGUCACCGUGACCGUCGGUUCUCCACACGUGAUGGUCUUCGAUGAAUUUGGACGUCCUGUGCCUGCCCAGAUCCAGAACUCAACUGACUCUCAGUUCACUUAUGACUUGUACAUUCUGGCCACCAUAAAGGGUCUCAGUUACCAGCGUUACUACAUUAAGGCAGCUGACAAAUUUGAAGAGGCUCACCAGAAGUCAGCCUCCAUUGCAAGAAUCUUCCAUUUUGGUAGGAAAUCAAAGAAGUCUUCUUCACAUGUCGCUCGCAAGCAACUAUUUCCUGUGAUAAACGACUGUUAUUCUAUACUUAUGGACCAAGCCACCAAUUUAAUGCAUAGCAUCACGGAGAGAGAGAGUAACCAGACUAUACAAGUCACCCAGCAGUUCCUGGAGUAUAAAGUUAAUGCUGAUUUGGAACAUGGACCGAUUUCAGACAACUAUUUAUUUACCCCAGAUGGAUCAGCAGUUCAAGCAUCAGAUGUGGUGGGGUUGGAAAUUGUGGCUGGAAAACUUGUGACAGAGAUCCGGCAAUAUUUUUACAGAAAUUUCACAGAAAAGGAUUAUAUCUACGCUGUCUAUUCUCGGAUCUACAAUAUCCCCAAGGGUUACGAUGGGAAACUACUCUGCCACAGGAUAGAGCAAGAGUACAGAGUGGGUCCUUUGGAGCUGAACCGUGAAGCCAUCCUGAGGACAAGCACAGAUUUAAACAAUCACCAAGUCCUUUAUACAGACAAUAAUGGCUAUCAGAUGCAAAAAAGGACUUACAACACAUAUGUGAAUAACACUGUGGCUCGGAAUUACUAUCCCAUGGUGCAGACUGCCUUCAUUGAGGAUGACAGAAGCAAUCUUGUCUUGCUGUCUGAAAGAUCACAUGGUGUCUCUAGUCAAGGAAAUGGGCAGAUAGAGGUGAUGCUACAUAGGAGACUGUGGAACAACUUUGAAUGGGACCUUAAUUAUAACCUCACUUUGAACGACACAUCAGUGGUUCAGCCAAUUUUCUGGCUCCUUGUAGGACCCAAGCCUGUCACUACUGCUCUGUAUCAGAUGAGCAGAAUGGCUUUGGAGCACAGACCAGUUGUUAUACUUGAAGAAUUACCUAUUCAUAGCCAGAUGCCACUAGGAUACCUCCAGAAAGAUGCUCCAGCCCUCCCUCCCAAUCUUCACCUCCAGAUUCUCAGUAUUCCUGGUUGGCAGUAUAGCUUGAACCACACAGAGCAUCUGCAGAAUCUGCAGAAAGGUCACAGAAAGGAAAGUGGGCCUGACCUCAGCCGGGUCUUACUCCGCAUCUGCCAUUUAUACGAGGUGGGAGAAGACCCAGACCUUUCCCAGCCAGUAACUGUGGACCUAAAGUCUCUGCUCCAGAGUAUGGGGACAGUAGCUUUGGUGGAGGAGCGUUCCCUCACAGGGACCUGGGAUGUGAAAGACCUGAAUCGCUGGAAGUGGAAAACAGCCAAAUUUGAAGGCCAAGACUUCCACAGGUGUUCCAGGGCAUCGCUGGGAAACUCCACCUUCAUUCUGCACCCAAAGGAAAUAAAGACCUUUUUUAUCCACUUCCAAAAGCAAUGAAAUGCUUAGAAACCAUCCUUGCCACUGUCCUGAAUGUCUUUGAAGCCUUGCAUGUGGACUGCCAAAGGGGUGAUAAAGGCUAGUGGGAAUUUAUAGAGGAAGAAAGAUGUAUAUUUUGUAAUAAACUGUAAAUUAUGCAACUA
This is a messenger RNA of Antechinus flavipes (yellow-footed antechinus), 3211 nucleotides long. RefSeq names its product mannosidase alpha class 2B member 2 (gene MAN2B2). Gene Ontology annotation, cellular component: lysosome. The transcript has 19 exons. The coding region runs from base 18 to 3068 and encodes 1016 amino acids. Gene Ontology annotation, biological process: mannose metabolic process. The record is from RefSeq and is a predicted model, not a curated record. Lineage: Eukaryota; Metazoa; Chordata; Mammalia; Dasyuromorphia; Dasyuridae. Gene Ontology annotation, molecular function: alpha-mannosidase activity; carbohydrate binding.